CUGGUUCGCGCUGCCCCUGAGCUGCUCUCAGACGGCUCAGCGCAGCGCAGUGCAGGGUCCCCGCGCUCUUGCCCUGCUGCCCCGACGUCGCCGGUCCUCCUCCCCCGGGGCUGAUCAUUAACCCAGAGGCCGUAUAAGGAACAAGUGGCAUCGGCGGGCGGGAAGGACGCGUCGCCGCCGCCAUGGACAGUAGCACCUUGAGCCCCGGGAUCCCCACCACCGCCGCGCCCCUCGCGCCCCACGAGCGCAUCCGCAAUGCGGCCGACAUCUCCGUCAUCGUCAUCUACUUCUUGGUGGUGAUGGCCGUCGGGUUAUGGGCGAUGUUUUCCACUAAUCGUGGGACUGUUGGCGGUUUCUUCCUGGCAGGCCGAAGUAUGGUGUGGUGGCCGAUUGGGGCCUCUCUUUUUGCCAGUAACAUUGGAAGUGGCCACUUCGUGGGGCUGGCUGGGACAGGAGCAGCUGCAGGCAUCGCCACUGGAGGCUUUGAAUUUAACGCCCUUGUUUUCGUGGUUGUGCUGGGCUGGUUGUUUGUCCCCAUUUACAUUAAGGCUGGGGUGGUGACAAUGCCAGAGUACCUGCGGAAGCGGUUUGGAGGCAAGCGGAUCCAGGUGUACCUCUCUGUUCUGUCGGUGUUGCUCUACAUUUUCACCAAGAUCUCGGCAGAUAUCUUCUCUGGGGCCAUAUUCAUCAAUCUAGCCUUGGGCCUGAAUCUAUACCUGGCCAUCUUUAUCUUAUUAGCCAUCACUGCCCUUUAUACAAUCACAGGGGGCCUGGCGGCUGUGAUCUACACGGACACCUUGCAGACGGCGAUCAUGCUGGUGGGCUCUAUCAUCCUGACUGGGUUUGCUUUUCAUGAAGUGGGAGGGUACGAUGCCUUCAUGGAAAAGUACAUGAAAGCCAUUCCAACUGUAAUUUCUGAUGGAAACUUCACUGCUGAUGAAAAAUGCUACACCCCGAGGGCCGACUCCUUCCACAUCUUCCGAGAUCCCAUCGAGGGAGACCUUCCAUGGCCUGGGCUCAUCUUCGGGAUGUCCAUCCUUGCCCUGUGGUACUGGUGCACAGAUCAGGUUAUUGUGCAACGCUGCCUCUCAGCCAAGAACAUGUCUCACGUGAAGGCCGGCUGCACCCUGUGUGGAUACCUGAAGCUGAUGCCCAUGUUCCUCAUGGUGAUGACAGGGAUGGUCAGCCGCAUCCUGUACACAGAAAAAAUUGCCUGUGUCGUCCCCUCAGAAUGUGAGAGAUACUGUGGCACGAAGGUUGGCUGUACCAACAUUGCCUAUCCAACUCUGGUGGUGGAGCUCAUGCCCAGUGGACUGCGAGGCCUGAUGCUGUCGGUAAUGAUGGCCUCUCUCAUGAGUUCCCUGACCUCCAUCUUCAACAGCGCCAGCACCCUCUUCACCAUGGACAUCUACACCAAGGUCCGGAAGGGAGCGUCUGAGAGAGAGCUCAUGAUUGCAGGAAGGUUGUUCAUCUUGGUGCUGAUUGGGAUCAGUAUCGCCUGGGUCCCCAUUGUGCAGUCAGCCCAAAGUGGGCAGCUCUUUGACUACAUCCAGUCCAUCACCAGUUACUUGGGACCACCCAUCGCGGCUGUCUUCCUGCUUGCUAUUUUCUGCAAGAGAGUCAAUGAGCCCGGAGCCUUUUGGGGACUGAUACUAGGUUUCCUGAUUGGGAUUUCCCGAAUGAUUACCGAGUUUGCUUAUGGAACUGGGAGCUGCAUGGAGCCUAGUAACUGUCCCACAAUUAUCUGUGGGGUUCACUACCUGUACUUUGCCAUCAUCCUCUUUGUCAUUACUCUCUUCACCGUCCUGAUUGUCUCGUUCUUAACCAAGCCCAUUCCAGAUGUGCAUCUCUACCGAUUGUGCUGGAGCCUGCGUAACAGCACAGAGGAGCGUAUUGACCUGGAUGCAGGAGAGGAAUACGUCCAAGAAACACCAAAGGAGGACCUCGAAAUAGAAGUUCCUGAAAAGAAAAAAGGAUGCUUCAGGCGGGCCUAUGACCUGUUCUGUGGACUAGACCAGCAGAAAGGACCCAAGAUGACCAAGGAAGAGGAGGAAGCCAUGAAGAUGGCGAUGACAGACACCUCUGAGAAGCCUUUGUGGAGGAUGGUCGUGAACAUCAAUGGCAUUAUCUUGCUGGCUGUGGCUGUCUUCUGCCAUGCAUAUUUUGCCUGAGUCCUGCCUGCUGCUGCAGACACACCAAAGCUGGAACCUUUGCUCGAUUUCCCUUUGGUCCCAUUCUGCGGUGUUGAAGGGAGACCAGUCAGUUGUAAAAUUUACCCAGUCAUAUAAAUGUAUAUAUGUGUAAUUAUAGGCCGGCCGGAGAAGAAUCAUUAAUUUGCUGUUAACUUAUGUAUUUGAAGCCAGUGUGUUACCAUCCUCUGUAUACAUGGGAGCUGCAGGAGGGAAGUCCACUUAGUCAUAUCUAGAAAAAGCCAGAGUAAGAGACAGAAGCCCUGUGAUGUCUGGUGCUAGUGUGUCAGGUAGAUUCAGCUAGUCAACGUUUAAAGUCUCUGAAUAUUUUAAGAGUUCUGGUCUCCCUGGUUCCUGCCAUUUUCCCUCUUUGACCACCUCCUCCUCACUUGAAAAAAGAAAACAAUUCCCCCUUCCUCCCUUAUCACAUCCCUCUCAUGUAUUUCCUCAAACCAGAAAGCAUAAUCUGAUAAACCAAUGAAUGCAUUGAAGGAGAGGACUGGAACUUGAUGGGGUCCCUGUCACAAAUAUUUUCUCCUUGAAGUGGCAGCCUGGGGAAGGUAGUACUUACCUGAAAGGAAGAGACCCAAGCAUCAGUCUCAGAGUGGCAAGGGAAACAGAUAAUCUUGGGUUUAGGGGACUUUCUGGUCCUUUUAUUUUUUUUUGUAAUGUCUAUUGAGUUUCCUGUGUUUGGGAUUUCACCCCUUUUGUCAUUCACUGUUCCUGAAAUGUCUUAACUACCCAGCAACGUGUGUUGCUAAAUGAAUGAUAUAGACAUUUAUUUAUAACUGUUUGCUUUGUUUUUCUGUAAGGCUGGCGGUUGUUCAGUUUUUGUUGUGGUUGUACAAAGCACACCCUCUGGUGAUGCUAACGCAUUUGCCAGGGGCCACUUUGCCUCAUUUGCUUAUAUUGACACAUGGGCUUAGAGGAUGGCACUGCCUCUAGUGAUAGAGCAAAGGGCCCUGCUGGUGUUAUCCAUCAUCUCAAAGCAGCCGUACCCUCCUGGAAGACACUGAAAUGAUUGAUCUUAGCUCCUCUUCCCCGUUUUUAGGCAUCUCGAUCGAUGAUCAUCUGGUGAUCAUCGAUUGAUUGUUCCGGGUGAUAGUGGCCAACACUGCUAGCUCCGAGGAGUGUAUUUCUUGUUAAAAUGUCUCCUAGUGUGUAAUUCUUUCCUUUACAUUGAAAUUUAACUAAUUACUUCUUUUAGCUCUACAGGGGAAAUCUCAAUGGCCUUGCAAUAUAGUACCACUGAAGUUUAGGGAAAGUCAGCCUGUUGGUAUUGAUUGAUUUCAGGAAAGCUUGGAAAAUAAUGGAGAAUUGUUCCUGCGUAGAAAACUGGUUUGACAGGUAAAGGGACGGCCUAUUCUUAUAGAAGGAGGGAGACCCAGAGAGCAGUAUUUGAAGAGCUUCUUGUUCUCCUUUAAGCUAGGCAGAGUAGUGAGAAAAGUGGAGUGUUCCCGAUGGCUAGUACUACUCAGAGGAUGCAGUCUUGUGUGCAGUGCGUGGUACAUUUUGUGCUUUGAGAGGAAAAGAUAAAAUGCCAGUGGAUGAAGUAGGCAGUGUAAGUAUCUGGUUGUCCUGGAUUUUGGUUCCCAACAUUGCCCGCGAUUUACUGUGUAUAUUGUGGUAAAUUAAUUUUGUCUCAACGGUGUAUUUUUCUCUUUGAAAAAUGAGGACCUUGGUGCUUAUAGCAUCUUCCUACCUCUUGUGGUUGUGACGAGGACAUUUUGAAAAGGAGACAGAGAAAUACGUGAAAGGUGCCAUAUUAAGCUGCAAUAUAGUUCCGUAAAUUAAAAUGUAUUACUUUGAUAACAAUAAAAAUGUUUUAAAAUGCUAACAUCUAGAGAGUCUA
Messenger RNA from Tupaia belangeri chinensis (Chinese tree shrew), 4041 nucleotides. It is a transcript of the gene SLC5A1, whose product is annotated as solute carrier family 5 member 1. Gene Ontology annotation, biological process: sodium ion transport; transmembrane transport. Gene Ontology annotation, cellular component: plasma membrane. Gene Ontology annotation, molecular function: D-glucose:sodium symporter activity. The record is from RefSeq and is a predicted model, not a curated record. Bases 183 to 2171 code for a protein of 662 amino acids. The transcript is spliced from 15 exons. Lineage: Eukaryota; Metazoa; Chordata; Mammalia; Scandentia; Tupaiidae.